CUCUUGCUGUUAAGUGAUUGGUGCUUUGUUAGGGUUGGAGUUAAAACCUACAGAAUGGUAGAUCUCCAGGAACAAGAGUUACGCAGUGAGACACUAACCACAGAAGAUGGUUCAGAAAUAAAACUACUGGGCUUUUGGAGCUUGCUGAUCUUGUCUACAGUAGCUGGGGUCUCAUGCUGCAGCUUCUCCUGGACCUUGACUUACUUUGAUUCUUUUGAGCCUGGCAUGUUUCCUCCAACACCACUGUCUCCUGCAAGACACAGAAAGAUGACGGGCCACUCCUUCCACAUCGGCUACAGCAUGGCCAUCCUGAACGGCCUGGUGGCAGCCCUCACCGUGGUCUGGUGUCUGUCCUGAACCCGGCUCUCCACCUCGGGCGUCCUGCUUGUACUCCCGCACACGUACAGAAAAUCCAUAACGUUCCCCCCCCCUCUCUUCUUGUCAGACGUUUCGAUUGUUUCCCACACGUGCCUCUGUGAAAUUGAAUAAACACAGCGGGUGUUGUGGUAUUACAGCUUGGGUUACAACACUGGCUAAAAUUAUCUAAAAAUAAAGUAGGGAAAGUGUAUAUGUAUACAGAUGUAUGUUCCUGAAAGAAUACAGGAAAAUGACUUUUGGUCAAUGGGGUUUGUUGCAUUUAAGUGCCUUUGGGGUCUAGGGGAAAGUACAGACUUUGCAGAUUUCAGUUUUAUACUUCGUGCCAAGGUUUUUUUUACAGAAUUGCCUUAUUUAGAGAGAUUAUUGCAGUGUUUUACGAUGCCGUGAGUCGCACACACUGAAACUAUGCACAUUUUAAGGUACAAAUUCAGAGUUACACUUGUUAGCAGCCCAGAAGGGCAAAACAGUUGUGUUAAAUAACUUUUAGAAAAGCAUGAAUCUUUAUACGUCGCUAUAGCAUUAAUAUUCACUUUUAAGAUUUAAUUUUAUUACAGGACAUUUUGCCACUACUUUCACUGGAUGUGUUUAUUGCGGAGUCUCAAUCAUGUUCUUCUCAGUUCUGAAAAAAGAAGAAAAAAAACCCACUGUUUGAGCAGACUUUCACCAUUCUUUUAAUCCAGAUGAUUAUCUAUUAACACUCACCUCAUGUAUUCAGUAUGAUGACCUAUUAGCACUCGUUUAAUGUAUUGAUAACCACUCGAGUCUGUUGAUGUUGUUUUUCUGCAGUGCAGGAGGCCAGGUGGCUUCAGUGUGAGGUUUCCUCUGCUCUGUCUGGGCUGCUCUCAUUAUUUGCUUUACUGCCUGCAUUUGUCUCCAUUCCUUUCAGAAGCUAAAGGGUAAUGUAAUGAGUCACUCCAGGAUUGAUGCAGCUUGAUGGCGUGCAACAGAAAAACUUCAUGGUUUUGUCACUUCGAUGUUUUGACGUUCUGUUGAAAUGGUCACGGAUACUGCUCACUUUGUAUUGAAUAAAAAAGCAAGGCAAUUCCAGAAGCUUUUGAAAUAUUUCGCCUUCCCUUGUCGCCCUUCAGCAGUGACUUUGUUUUCCUCUAUCUUUGAAGAAAAUGCUUGAAGAGAAAGCGGAUAUUUCAUCGAUUUGGUUUGGUGUUUAUGUAGAGUAGUUGACAGGGCAGGAAAGAUUUUUACUCAGUUGAGGAAAUGCUGAUUCACAGCAGAUGACUUGGUGGUGUGGUUGAAAUGACUUUCUCACAAAACAUCCACAGCCUUUCUGUUUUUGUGUCAACGAUUUCUGUAAAUUAUUUUUCAUAGAUUAUCUAUGUAGCCCUACCCUAAAAGACUGACAUUGAAUCCUGCUCAUUUUCUUUUCUACAUAACUGCUCUGUCCUGAUGUGUAGAUUUAAUGGAAUGAUGUGGGAAUAGACACACACAAAAGUGGAGAUGAAUAAUAUUCUGGUGUGGUAAAAAAGUUUUGGUUUUUUUACACCUGUAAUGACAUUGUUAUGAUAUUGUUAUGUGAUACUCCAGCCUUCUUUCUCAAUAUUGCAUGUCUGCAGUAUUAAUGUGAGCAAAUAUGCAUGUACCAUAGCUGCCAACUCUCACGCUUUCGGCGUGAGACACACGCAUUUGCCUGUUUUCACACGCACAUGCAAAUGCGUGUCUCACGCCGAAAGCGUGAGAGUUGGCAGCUAUGAUGUACUGAAUAGUGUUAGUUCAAUUAAUAUUCACACGUUCUCCCUACAAUUUACAUUAUGCUGUCUGCAAAACAUUUUGAAAUGUGUAAAGAAAAACAAGCUCAUUUCCACUAACCACUCAUGACGUUGGUGUAAUUUUCUCAUUACAAACAUGGGAUACACUGUACCUGUCAUAUGGCAUUUCAGAUGUCUGAGUCUUCCCUCUCUGUAAUGCAGUGUAUGACAGCGAACGCCUCGUGUGAACGGGGCAUUUUGGGCAACGCGUCCCUUUAGGGGACCGCUGUGUCGAGACUGGAAAUCUCGGACUCUGACGGCGUGGCCAUCACCCCUAAUGGAGCGAAACCCUCGGCAGAGGAACCCGUCUUGGCGCAUUUCUCAUUGAUUAUAGAGGGCUUUCUGACAGCUGUGGCGAGAGCGAAACAGGCAGCUAAUCCCACAGCCCACAGCCGCAGAACUCGGCUUGUUAUAAAAUGACGAAAUGCAAAAGUUGGUGCUUCAUUUAUCUCACGGUAUUGUGGGACAGCUUCUACCUAGCAGUCCAUGUAGGCCGACAUCUCGAUUUACGUGUAAGAUUCAGAAAAUUCUCAUUGCAACCAUAUUCAGCACUCGUAGAUGCUUUGGAAUAGCCUAUUUCUUAAAUAUUUACUCACCUAGUUACAUAGUUACAUUUAAAUAUGUGUGUUCCCACAUCCCAUGAUACUUUUACGCAUUGUGUAGUUUUACGCUCAAUCAAAUAUGCACAUUGAUCCUAUGAUUUAGAACAGGGCCCUGUUUCAAGCAGGAUUACUGAGUAAACUGGAUGAGUAAUAAACAGACUCAUCCAAAUUAGACUGAAUUGAUAGAAGUGAAAAGUAAAAAAGAGUUCCUGGUUGAAGACCUACUGUAGGUAAUUUGGUAAUCCUGCUUCGUGAUACUCCCCUCUGGAGACUGUAGCCAUGGCCCUGGAGAGCCACAGGAUCUGCUGCGCUUUUUUUUUUCUUUGUUACUCAGAUUAAUUAAAUCAGUUCAUUACACGUUUGUGUCAAGCUAACCUGGUUCCUUGGUUCUGAAUUAGUUGCUGUAGUUCUCCAGGAUGAGAGUUGCAAACCCGGAUUGAUAAUGACAUUUUAUCAAGGGCAAGGGCAUUGUUUAUUAUUCCAAAGUAAGAUUAAUAGUGUUAUAUACAUUCGUGUUGAGUUGGCCUUUACACUUGUCCCAAAACGGAAAGGUUGUAAUGGGAGGUGUAGCUAAUGAUAUUUUCUUUGUCCCAUGAAUUAGUGGUGUCUGAAGUUAGAAUGUUCGUCAUGUGUUAAACUUCAGCCGUAAUAUGAUUAGUUGGAACAUCACGCAUAGAUAAUAAAUUGACUGGGUUUUUAUUUUCGUCUCAGGGACAGGGCUAAUGGCAUUUCACGUGAGCCCGGGAGAACAAAGCAAUGUCACAGUUCUUGAGUGUAUGCACGCUCGUUUGGUAAUUGACGUUGCGUUAUGAUGCUCACUUAUUUAUGAACACCUGCUCCACUACUUAAAAUAGCUUGUGGACCUGCCUCUCAUCUGACGGUGCAAACCGUAUGGGACCUCAACUUCCGAGGGGGGAGAAAGAACUCUCUGGGCCACAGAUGCAAGUUCCAAGUGCCACUUAAUUUUAUUUUUAACAUUUCUCCGAGAACACUCCUUUUAUUAUUCAUUAAAACUGAUUUUCAAUUUCCUGGAGACUAUCGCUAAUUUUUCUUGUUUCUCACAAUGUCCUUUUGGGUAACCGAGUGUACUUUUUAAUGAGUAUUUCUUAAUUUGCUUGGAAAAUCAUACCCACUUAUCUCAGAUAAUGCGAACAUUAGACGUAAUAAUGCUGACAUUGGAAGCGCACGAAUGACAGCCGAAGAUUGUGCUGGUGUCCUUGCAUGAAAUACGAUCUAACCUAUGAGUGAACCAUUGUCGGUAUGUACAGCCAAUUACAGUAGGUCAUUUAGCCAGCGUAAUUGGUGGAAACAAAGACCUGUAUACUCACCGGCCCUCCAGGACUGGGAUCGCCCACCCCCGCUUUAUAUGCACGUUUAUGUCAUUCGGGAGUUUAUCGUCUGUGUAUAACCGCUCAAUAGUGCCCUGGCAACUGCACUCAAUGAGAUCUCCUGUUUACAGCACUGAUACAUCAUAUUGCUAUCAGAACAACCAACAAAGAAAAUAGGAAACACGAUUGCUUUAAAUGUGCUUUCCAAGUUCACAGUCUGUACUAAAUGUCUUCAGGGAACUUUCUUUUCGGUAAAAAAAUGAACUGAGGCAAAAUUAGGCUAGCUGCCUGACACUCGAAAAUAUUUGAAGAGUCACGCAUCAUUUAUUUGGCAACCUUUAUGAUCACAGAUUGUAAAUUAGAUACUAUGUUAAACUGCCUGUGUCUCCUGCUCCCUCUCCCUCCCUUAUUAAAUUAGAGCCAUCCCAAAUGCUCAGCGCAGUCUUAUCUCCAGGAAACAUUUGGGCUUCCGCCAGCUCCGGGCUGGCUGUCGCUUGGGUUGGAACGGCCAUGUUCUCUCCACACAUGGCUGCGGCCUCGCUGCCGCUGCCAGACCAUCAUGCACCAUCUACUCUGUCAAGCUAUAGAACCACCGUUAAAUACUUAUUUUUAAACAGUUGUUAUAAUGUGUUUUCUCUUUGUGGCGUUGUAGGCGUUAGAGUUUGUUUGUUUGUUUGUUGUCUUUUGGGGUGCCCAACUACCACCGUGAACGGAAGCCAGAGUGCCUUUUUCCAGCUUUAAAUUCACUCGCUCAGAGAAUUAAAACGCAAUCAAACACAUUUAGACUGUAAUAAGUUUUUAUUUUUUCACUUUAGGAGCAAUCAAGCAAAAACCUGCUGUAAUUGUGUGAACUCUAAUUUAAUUUUUAGGAUGUUCAUUCAUCCAUAAAAUCAUGAUUUUCUUUUUUCAAUUAGUGUGAUUCUUUUCAUUAUGUUUUCAUGCAUAAGUUGUCUGACCCUAGCACAUCUAAAGAUUGUCACAGAUUGGCGUGUUGUUGGAUAGGCUCAAUACUACCGUGCACAUUCUUUUAUCUUUUUAUAUAAUUGGUAAAGCUUACUUGUAGUACUUGUAUUGCUGAUGUGUUUUAUAGAUAUAAUAAAUUGUCAGAUUAAUCUA
Conger conger (European conger) is the source of this 5187-nucleotide messenger RNA. RefSeq names its product ADP-ribosylation factor-like 6 interacting protein 6 (gene arl6ip6). The transcript has 4 exons. The record is from RefSeq and is a predicted model, not a curated record. NCBI's taxonomy places the organism in Eukaryota, Metazoa, Chordata, Actinopteri, Anguilliformes, Congridae. Bases 55 to 357 code for a protein of 100 amino acids.